CAAACGGCUACCGAAGCUCAAGCACAAGAAUACAACGAGCAAGAACAAAGCGACAGACUGGGCGUAGGACUUUCAAUCGUUUGUGAGCCUCUUGAUUUACGACCAGGUGAGAGUCGAGCUACUUACAAAGGCGUGUUGAUGAUCAAUUCAGUUUGACCCAGAGCGACGUUGAAGAACGUAGCCAGGGCAAAAAGCGAGGCAAGCAUGGUUGUAGACCGUGCGGCAAACUAGCCAGUGGAGAGAAGGAAGAAGCAGGGUCUGUGUUGGGGCCGAUGGUCGGGUUAGAAUCGGAGUUCGUAGUCUCCAUCCAGCUUUGGGCCCUGCGCACGGUUUUGGCGCUGUCCUGGGCUUUGAAUUGGACGGCGUGCCGCUUGUAUACCACAAACGGUAGUCUGAAGCGAGUAGCUGGCCAGUAUAGGUUGUUUUCGUGUUCCCAGAGAAUCAAGAUUUGGCCGCUCAAUCGACGAAUACACCGAGCAAAGAGGCGGAGACUCGGAUGAGCAAGCUCGGCCAUCUAACACGUGUUUGCGUCUCAGUCGGCUUGGUUAAAUUGAAGCCAAACAUUCCUUCGAGGACUGCGGAACUGAUAUAUCAACGGAGGCGCCAAAAGUCUCUCAAACUCCCAUGUGCAUUCGCACAACCCACAUGAUGCUUCAAUUGGCCGCAAACUUGAAGGCUGAGGAAAUCAGCCACUGUACAUAUGAAGCAAAGGCGGGUUUGCAUUAAUCGACACGGGCGUAUGCUGAAUGGCGGUGCUGUGCCAGACGUGACCGCUGUGUGACUUGACGCGUUGCCAAUCUUGCAUGUUUCUAUCGCGUACCGGUACGGGACAGUUCGUCACGCAUCGCAUUCCCCACAAACGGUGCGGGCUACGGUCCUCCAUCCUUUUUCGAGCGUACUUCCGCUAUCGACAUCCUGGCCUCCACUCCGCAAUACGGAUAGCGAGAACGUCACAGCGAUGCCAUCAGCCUGCCAAGCAUUUGCUCUCAAGCAUUCACUCCGCACCCGGAUGAGCGGAUGCACGGAUGAACAGCGCACAGGACGUCCCGCUCCGUAGUCGCGAUGGGAUAUCAAUGCAUGCGCAGUCAAGCCCUGAAUCUUUCUGCACGCAAUCCGUUCAAAUAGCUCCUCGAAUGUUGCAAUGUUACAGAAUAAUCCCGCAUCUUCUGCACUUCCAUGUCGCCGCCCACGAAAUGGUUCGAAACGCCAUAUGCGCUCAUCGACCUCCCGUCGCGACCAACGACUAUCGACGACCCUCGCGCACCUGAAUCAAUCGUCGAAAAUGUCGCGCGCAAUAUGGUCUUCGUGCACAACUUCCUCCUGCGGGGACUCAACAGCAUAUACGCACAAGCGCCAUACGUCACCGCCCCAGACGUGCCCUCCUUCCUCAACUACAUCAAAACUUGGACGGUCGCUCUGCAAGUGCACCACGACGGCGAGGAGGACCACCUCUUCCCGUUCAUCGCGAAAGAGACGGGGCAGGGGGACUUGAUGGCGGGGAAUAUCGCCGGGCACGCGGCGUUUCACGAAGGUCUGGAUCGCUUCGUCGCUCUGGUGGCCGAGCUCCAGCAGGACGCGAGCAAGUACGAUGGCAGGAGAAUCGUGGAGGUCGUCGGCGCGUUCGGUGGAUUGCUGAGGGAUCAUCUAGCGGACGAGAUUCCAACACUGCUCGCGCUCGCACCGUACGGUGCGAGAUUAGCUGCUGGCUUAGAGGCGGAAAUGAGGCGAGAUGGGAUAGACAGCAUGAGGAAGUGCGGUCUAACCCAGGGCGUCAUUCAAAUCUUUUGCCUCGAUGAUAACACCUGGGAGAAUGGGGCGACCAGGGCGUUCCCUCCCAUCCCAUCACCAGUCGCUGUCGUGCUCCGUAGAGGCCUCUAUCUCUUGCACCAUGACUGGUGGAGAUUCGCGUCGAGCGACCAGUUCGGGAAUCCCAGAGCACAGCCUUACGCACGACCGCUGGCGAACUAAUAAAAUUGAAAUGUGAUACGUUAUGUCAAGUUGCAUACUUUGACUUCUGUUCAGGUCUCUGGUAUACAUCACUGCAUGUCUUUGCCUUUUAGUGUUCGACCCAUAUGCUCAGAUGCUCACUACGUAUCUGCUACGAGCAGAAAGUAUAUAUCGUGAUGACUCCAAUUCGUGAAUUCCCGAGCAUAUGCGGAUACAAGGGCCAUAAUAUACAGUAUCAACAAGCAAGACAGCACAUGGAUAAACUAGGAUAACAUCGCGUAGAACAGCAAGCAAAACAACGAGAGCGUAUGGACAGAACAGCACAAAACGGUACUAUAACAAUAACGACAACGCAAAACAGCAGAUACAUGAAACGGACGUAGAGCACAUAGCAUAGAAGAUUCGAAAACGUGAUCACGAAUGCGGCUCGGAAGGAUGGCAGAAGUGAGGACAAGCUACAGCCAUUGAAUGCUUCGGGCCACUGAACCAAGUGCGCAAGGACUCUUGCAGAUUCAGUGGCCAUUUGCUGGAGAGAACCAUGUUGGAAGGCGGCGAAGGACGCUUAGGCCGAGGCUGGAGUUCAGCGAGCCGCGCUGCCCGCUCGACAAACUUCGAGAACAAGCGGCGUUCCUUGGGCACAGGAUGUGUCCUGCUGGAGGCAAUCCCACGAAACUCGGCUCCCGGUCUCGGCCGCGGACUGGGCUUUCCUGUCGAUUCGGGACUGGUGCGACACCCGAGUUCGUGCUUGAAUGGCGCGUGGCACUGGACCCAUUCUCGCAGCGCAUCAGCGAGAGUCCUCAGUUUGCGAUACUGUCGACGGGCGGGCGUGCGGGGAUCAGACUCCUUGGCUGUGAGAUGCUCGAAGUAUUGGUCGGUGGGCAUGUUUCCCGGGAGCGUUUGGGAGCGUUUGGGAGCAUUCGCCUCGAGUUGCGCUCUGAUUCGGGCACCUCCGUUAGAAUUGAAUUCAUCCCAUCGUUGUUGAUGUCUUUCCCAAACAGCGGCCCGCUCCUUGUCCAGAGCUCGAGCAACUGCAUCCGCGACCUCGCCGACGCUGAUAUCCUGGCUCGAUGCUACAAGAUCGAUGAUGCAGCGGGCCAUCGACACCUGAGUGCCCUCCGAGUACGAAGUCAGCUGCGAAUCUUCGCAAGACGAGAUACAAAGGACAUUCGCGGCGAUAGGUCGUUUGUGGCCCAUGACAGAGAUGCCACGCUGAACUCUGCUGCGACAAGCUCCGUCGCAUCCCGGGUAGGACAAAGCCGACAAGGGACUGCCGCAUCUCGGCAGAGGUUCCCAGUGCGCGGGGUCGAUCGAAUGUGUGACGGGAAUGUUCUCCUUGUCCAAAGACAUCUGCCGGCUCGGGGAAACGACAGUGACCUCGGAUGUUCUACGUCGAAGAGCACUCCGGUUAAUAGUGGCGGAAGUUGAUUUCGGCUCCUGGUUUGACCCAGGAUUUGCAUUACAAUGUGUGUGUUCGAUAUCUGGGGCGAUGAUUCAGCGCGCGCACUCGAAGGCACCCA
Molecule: messenger RNA, 3464 nt
Organism: Mycena citricolor
Lineage: Eukaryota; Fungi; Basidiomycota; Agaricomycetes; Agaricales; Mycenaceae
Source: the annotation of a GenBank genome assembly